AGCCUGAAGUAAAGAAAGCAGAAUGUCUUCAAUGAAUUCUGAAUACACAAUUGGUGGAGUGAAGAUUAUCUUUCCUUGUAAAGCUUACCCAUCUCAGCUCGCUUUGAUGAAUUCUAUUGUCAGAGGACUAAACAGUAGGCAGCACUGUUUGUUGGAGAGCCCCACAGGCAGUGGGAAAAGCUUAGCCUUGCUUUGUUCUGCACUAGCAUGGCAACAGUCUCUUACUGGGAAGGCAGUGGAAGGAGGCGUGAGUAAAAAAGCUGAAGCACCAUCAUCAUGCUGCUGUUCCUGCCACGUCAAGAGUUCUCCACGCAGAGACAUGAGCCCAGGAACUUCACCUCAUUUCAACAGUUCGGGCACAUUGGCUUCUGAAAGAAAUGACACUUCAUCAGCCUGUCAAGACUCUCCUGGAAAAAACACCCUGUCUGCAAAGUUAUCUGCCAAGAAACAGGCAUCUGGAUACAGAGGUGAAAACGAUGACUUUCAAGUAGAGAGGAAAAGAAUUCGACCCUUAGAAACUGCACAGCAGAUGAGGAAACGUCAGUGUUUUGAAAAGGAAGUACCACAGUUGGAUGCAGAAGUUGCUUCAGGAAACACUGUAAAACUGAACUCUCCAUUACAAAAGAUAAACUCCUUUUCUCCACAGAAUCAUCCUGGUCCCUGUUCUAGGUGCUGCUGUUCUACCAAACAAGGGAACAAUCAAGAUUCUUCAGAUACCAUGAAGAAGGACCAUGGGGAGAAAUCCAAGAGACCCAAAAUAUAUUUUGGGACCCGCACACACAAACAGAUUGCUCAGAUUACAAGAGAGCUCCGGAGGACAGCUUACUCAGGGGUCCCAAUGACCAUUCUUUCCAGCAGAGAUCACACUUGUAUUCAUCCUGAAGUAGUUGGUAACUUCAAUAGAAAUGAAAAGUGCAUGGAAUUUCUGGAUGGGAAAAAUGGGAAAUCCUGCUAUUUGUAUCAUGGUGUUCAUAAAGUUAGUGAUCAAAGCACUUUGCAGAAUCUUCAUGGGAUGUACAAAGCUUGGGAUAUAGAAGAACUAGUCAAACUGGGGAAAAAAAUAAAGGCAUGUCCGUAUUACACAGCUCGAGAGCUAAAAGAUGAUGCUGACAUAAUAUUUUGUCCCUACAACUAUCUUCUGGAUGCACAAAUAAGGGAAACUAUGGAUAUAAAUCUGAAAGAGCAAGUUGUCAUUUUAGAUGAAGCUCAUAACAUUGAAGACUGUGCUAGGGAGUCAGCAAGUUACAGUGUCACAGAAGUUCAGCUUCGGUUUGCUCGAGAUGAACUAGAUGGCUUGGUCAACAAUAAUAUAAGGAAGAAAAACCAUGAACCCCUACGAGCUGUAUGUUACAGCCUCAUUAAUUGGUUAGAAGAAAACUCUAAACAUCUUGUAGAAAGAGACUAUGAAUCAUCUUGUAAAAUAUGGAGUGGAAAUGAAAUGCUCUUAAAUUUACACAAGAUGGGUAUCACUUCUACUAUUUUUCCUAUUUUGCAGGGACAUUUUUCUGCUAUUCUUCAAAAGGAAGAAAAAAUAGCAUUUCAAGGUAAAGAGGAGACAAAAGAAGUACCCAUUAUUAGUGCUUCAACUCAAAUAAUGCUCAAAGGACUUUUUAUGGUGCUUGACUAUCUUUUCAGGGAAAAUAGCAGAUUUGCAGAUGAUUAUAAAAUUGCUAUUCAACAGACUUAUUCCUGGGUAAAUCAGAUUGAUAUUCCAGAUAAAAAUGGAUUAUUGGUUGUACCAAAAAACAAGAAGCGUUCAAGACAGAAAAUUGCAGUUAAUGUGCUAAACUUUUGGUGCUUAAAUCCUGCUGUGGCCUUUUCAGAUAUUAAUGGCAAAGUUCGGACGAUUGUUUUGACAUCUGGAACAUUAUCACCAAUGAAAUCUUUUUCAUCUGAGCUUGGUAUUACAUUUACUAUCCAACUAGAGGCUAAUCAUGUCAUUAAUAACUCACAGGUUUGGGUUGGUACCAUUGGUUCAGGCCCUAAGGGUCGGAAUCUCUGUGCUACCUUCCAGCAUACUGAAACAUUUGAGUUCCAGGAUGAAGUGGGAGCGCUUUUGUUAUCCGUGUGCCAGACUGUGAGCCAAGGAAUUUUGUGCUUUUUGCCAUCUUACAAGUUACUAGAAAAAUUAAAAGAACGCUGGCUUUCAACUGGUUUAUGGCAAAAUCUGGAACUGAUGAAAACAGUCAUUGUGGAACCUCAAGGAGGAGAAAAAACUGAUUUUGAUGAAUUACUUCAGGUGUACUAUGAUGCGAUCAAGUACAAAGGAGAGAAAGAUGGAGCCCUUCUCAUAGCAGUUUGUCGUGGUAAAGUGAGUGAGGGUCUGGAUUUCUCAGAUGACAAUGCCCGUGCGGUGGUAACCAUAGGAAUUCCUUUUCCAAAUGUGAAAGAUCUACAGGUUGAACUCAAGCGACAGUACAAUGACCACUACUCGCAAUUGAGAGGUCUGUUGCCUGGUCGUCAGUGGUAUGAAAUACAAGCAUAUAGGGCCUUAAACCAGGCCCUAGGUAGGUGUAUUCGACACAAAAAUGAUUGGGGAGCGCUUCUUCUAGUGGAUGAUCGCUUCAAUAAUAAUCCAAGUCGCUACACAUCCGGACUUUCUAAAUGGGUAAGACAAGAGAUUCAGCACCAUUCAACCUUUGAGAGUGCGCUCGAGUCCUUAGCUGAAUUUGCUGAAAAGCACCAAAAAGUCACUAAGGCACCCAAAAAGAACAGCAAGAACAUACACAACAAGAAGGCUGCUCUUCAAAGGGCCUGUUUGGAAGACAAUGCCCAUAUGUAUUCAGUGGAAACAGCAAACCAUCCAUCACAAGAAACUCCUAGGGAAGAUGAAGCAAAAGUAUGUAUUCAGGAACUCCAGGGUCCAGAAGUGAUCCCUGAAAAUCUAUCUUCACUAAGCAACAUCACCAGAAAGGAGAAAAGUGAUCCAGUACUAUUGGAAGAGUCUAUCCAAACAAUGCAAGCAGAAGAAAUGGUGAUUUCCCGAUCCUCAAGCCCAACUUUCAAUAAACAAACCAAUAAAGAUAGCUGGUCUACCUUUUAUUCUUUGAGAAAAUGUUUUACUGAUAAAAUAAAGACUGCAACACCCGACCUCAGGUCCUCAGAGAAUUGGUCUAAUUCUACCAACAAAACAGAAAAAAUGGAAGGUAAAACUGUUUUGCCACUCACUGAUGAAUGUGAAUCCUCAGAAUUAACAGGAAACACAUCAUUGGGGCUAUGUCCUCAAUCAGAAACCACUAUUUCAUCAAUAAAGAGAGACGUCACUGAAAGAAAUAAUUCAAAACAACUGCUAUGUGAUGAGAAGGCCCUGGAUUCAGAUACUGCUUUGACUCUAGUAAGCAAGCAAGAUAAACAUCCCAGUUCAGCUGAAGCUUUGGAACACGAGGCCGAAGAUGAGUCGAUAUACUUCACACCUGAACUUUAUGAUCCUGUAGAUGGAGAGGAAGAAGAAAAUGAGCUCACAGAAACUGAUAGGCUCAGUAAUAAUUCAGAUUGCAUUUUAGUUGAAGACCUUUUUGAAACUGUAACUGUAAAAGGAGUGUAUUCGAUCAGGGAAAGGAAAGCUGAGGGAACAGACACAAAGGUGAAUUCAAGCAUGCAUAUUGAAGAAAUUGAUGACAUUUGUGACAAUGUAAAAAUUUGUGUAAAUGACUUGGAGCAGUGAGAAAACACGUAGAAUAGGGAGUAGUGAUAACUUUAAGCAAUGUGUUUGCUGAUCUUGGGUAAUAAUACUGCCAAGCCGUAAAAAUAUAUUGCUAUACUUUUGUUAUCUCAACUGUAAAUAAUCACUUAUCCAUUGAAUGACUAAAAUUUUGUGUAGUCCUUCUUUGCUUUAGUUAGUUUUAAGUGUAUUUUAUGUUCAGGGAAGAAGACUUCUGUUUAUUUACAAUGCUGAGGAUCAAACCGUGGGCUAGACAGGUGUGCUACCACUGAGCUACAUCCUGGCCCUGGGUCUGUUUUAUGUGCGGAAAAUGAUUUAUACAAAGUAUUUUCUCUAAUAAGUCUUAGCUAGAAAUGGUUUAAGAUUAACCAGUUCAGAAGAUAUUUAGUUCCCUGGGGCACUUCUAAUUUCAUAUAACUUCAUAUUUUGUAGUUCACCGAAUCCAUUUGUUUUUAUACUAAUAUGUAAUGAUUAAUGACAGUUGAAUCUAAUCAGACUUCACUAUACUUUUAUUAUAGGUUUUAUCUCAUAUUGGUUUGAGGUUUGUUUUUUUAAGAGAUCAAGUUUGUCUAAAAAGUUUACCAUCUUAAUAAACUGCCUUAUAAGUAAGAAAAUUUAAGGAAAGAAAUAAUAUGCAUAUAAUUGAGCUCUUUUAUUUGAUAAAACUAAAUCAAAUGUAUCAUAAAACUAUGUAAAGUUAUAAAAUGCCAGAUGAAAUAUUCCAAAUGUUCCAUUCUAAUUAAUCAGCUUCACUAUCCUGUGGGAAAGAGUGACCAGCAAUCCCCAGCACUACUGACAAAAAGUGAUGUGUGCCUGCAUCAAGUUUUAAUUAGGCAACUAUUAAGACAGAAAAAAUUCACAUGUAAACUUAAUAAGCAAACCUACAAACACAGCUCAGUUAUGCUCCCUUAGAGCAUAGGAAACCUGUGAAUUGUGAGUGUUUGUUUUGGUGAAUGAACCUGUACAUCUGAUCAAAAAAUUAUUAAAGAUGUUGGUUUCUGAUAUUAAAAAGUAUGUCCACUGAUUUUUAUCUAAGAAACUCCUAUUAUACAGUGGCUCUAUUUAGACAUCCUGUGAAUAAUUUGAAGUGAGUGGUUGUAUGUCUAUACCAUGUGGAUGUGCUAAGGAUCAAACCCAGGGCUUCACAUGCUAAGCCAGCUUUCCACUGGCGAACUGCCUCUCCACUUGGAACUGAAAUUUUAUGGGGUGCUCAUGUAGUAUGAAUGGUCUAUUAUUAUCAGGUUAAAAAUACCAGGAGUCAGAUAUUUUUGCAUUCAUUUGAAUAAGUGAAUUAAAUAUAUAUGUAUGUAUUUAUAUAUAUAUAC
Perognathus longimembris pacificus (Pacific pocket mouse) is the source of this 4986-nucleotide messenger RNA. RefSeq names its product BRCA1 interacting helicase 1 (gene Brip1). NCBI's taxonomy places the organism in Eukaryota, Metazoa, Chordata, Mammalia, Rodentia, Heteromyidae. Gene Ontology annotation, biological process: double-strand break repair involved in meiotic recombination; nucleotide-excision repair. Gene Ontology annotation, molecular function: hydrolase activity, acting on acid anhydrides, in phosphorus-containing anhydrides; DNA binding; ATP binding. Gene Ontology annotation, cellular component: nucleus. The record is from RefSeq and is a predicted model, not a curated record.